UAUAAACCCCUAACAUUGCUAUCGAGCGUAGUCUCUCUGUCACAGCACUACAUCUCUAUGUAACGUUUGCUCCAGCUGCGGCAGUCCAGUUGUACAUGAGAGGGAACAAAACUCCAGUCCUCUCGGAUAUAUUUCUAUAUUUAAAUCGGAGGUGUCACGGGAGAACUUCCUUGGGAAAAGAAGCAAGAAGGAUGAGUUCCGCCCGCCUGCUCCUCCAGCAGCCGUUGUUCGGCACAGUCCGGUGGUCGCCCCCGCUGACAGUGAGCAGCGGCUCGGACACAAGCGGCAGCCAGCCCUCACUGUGGAGACCUUGGUUAUCCAGCAGCAGGGACGGACCCAAGCAAUUCCCACGGAGCAGGCUGUCCUCUCCUUACUCCAGACCAACAGUGCCAGGCUGCGUUUCAUCAGAUUGGAAAUCUCAGGCCUUCCAGCACCCUGUCAGGCUGUUCUGGCCCAAAUCAAAGUCAUUUGACUAUCUGUACAGCGACGGAGAGGCCCUGCUCAGGAACUUCCCCAUUCAGGCAACCAUCAGCUUUUAUGAUGAGUCUGACAGUGAGGAUGAGAACGAGGAGGAAUGGGAGGAGCAUGGUAACUCUGAGGAGUGCCUCAAACAGCAGUGUCAUUUCACUUCCUACAACUGAGUGACAGGGAGCCUCCUGGGAAAUGGCUGACAGACUGCAGUCUCCUUUCUGUGUGCAAUGACUGUUUGUACUCACUUAAUUGGUUUAGACUGCAUUUGAAAGCGUGGUGCUGGUGCUCUUUGCUCUGUGCUCCAAAAACAGCUGAGCAAGCCUCGGACUGAACCUCGCUUAACUUUCUCCUGUCCUGCAGGAAGGGUCGGUUGUGCAGUGGUAUGCAGUAUCUGCAUAUCUCUGGUGCUGUGUCAUGUUCUCCCAUAUUGGGACGUUUACAGUCAAUCUCAGGGUCUGAUUCUUCCCACUGUAUAUAGAAUGUAAUCUACACACAUUUAUAAUUUAUCAUGUACAUUUUACAUAAUUUGUACUUAAACUUAUAUUUAUGUUGAUGUUUUUUUAUUUUUUUUGGCAUUUUAUUGCCUUUAUUGUAUAGUGACAGCUGAAGAUA
Molecule: messenger RNA, 1083 nt
Organism: Morone saxatilis (striped sea-bass)
Lineage: Eukaryota; Metazoa; Chordata; Actinopteri; Moronidae
Gene: ripply1
Product: ripply transcriptional repressor 1
Biological process (GO): embryonic pattern specification; negative regulation of transcription by RNA polymerase II
Cellular component (GO): nucleus
Source: RefSeq, a predicted model, not a curated record